Molecule: messenger RNA, 1392 nt
Organism: Fusarium oxysporum Fo47
Lineage: Eukaryota; Fungi; Ascomycota; Sordariomycetes; Hypocreales; Nectriaceae
Exons: 3
Coding region: 1-1392 (463 amino acids)
Source: RefSeq, a predicted model, not a curated record
AUGCUGUCUUGGCGGUACCAGCCUCUACAUUGGUGCCUCUUGACGGUGACAAUUCUUUUUAGACGUGCGAUUGGUCAAGAUCUCGAUAAGUUCGACAGAUGCAAGAUCCGCCUUGAUCGCAUCUUAAAUGGCACCGAAACCUUCGGCGCAAUUAACAACGACACAGUCGCCCCAUUCUUGUAUACUGGCCCAGUGCGGGGCAUGAACAUCGAGUAUGCGCAGACGUCGAGAAACAGCUUCACCACGCUCACGACCCAAGUCAUCUGCGAAGAUCCUAUCGACUGGUAUUGGACAACGGACAUCUCUCGGACUCUUAGCAUUAUCUCUAACUGGAUCCUUCCGAUCAUCGCAUUGCUUGCUGCCCUCCCUUACGAUUCGCUCCAUAAUAGGAACCCCCGAGCACCUUGGUAUGAACGCAAAUUCUGUAGGACGGUCGGCGCGCUACUGAAUUGGCUCGGAUCUCCACAAACUGCUCUUACUGCGACGUUAUUUAACAUCCAUCAGACUCGAAAAUGCUUCCACGAAACUCUGCCUUCGGGUCAAGGCAUAUCUAGGAAUCACGCCCUACAGCCGCUAAAGAAGGAUGCAUACUAUAUUCUCUGUUGCAUAGGCCAGUUCAAGCUUCUACACCUAGACGACCCGGACCGGCAUUUUCUGGAAACCCUGAUAUAUGGCCUAUUUAAUCCUAUAUGUAACAUAAUCGAUAGCAAAAGGAUCCAUAUCGACAAAGUCGAGCCCCAACAGAUAAGCAAUCAACCCACACCAGAACAAAAAGCCACAAGAUGGACCAGACAACUCCUCCAGGAAAUGGCAUUUCAUUUGAGAAUGCUGCAGCGCCGAGGGGUGUAUCCGACUUUUCUCAGCAUAUUCCUCUUCUUCAUCGCCUACGCUGUCUCCGUCGUGCUGGCAUUUGCGGACAUUGGCGAGAGGACGACGACCUACUCACUCGCAUUCGGUAUUCUUAUCAGCUGGUUUCCACUAUUUAUCUUAUUCUCCAUUCUCGAUCGAAAUCCCGUUUCUGCAGAUCGAAGCCGGAAGUCCAUAUCUCGCUGGAUGUGGAAUGUAGAGGCAGUAAGAGAAUGGGUGGACAGUCAGAACCCGCCAGAGCAUCCGAAAUGGUGGUCACAAGGGAGAGAGGAGGCACCAUGGAAUCAAGGCUGUGCCCAACAGACUAGCUUUGACAGGUGCAUCUCAAACUUCGUGGGCCAAGGAAGGCAAAUCGGGUACAACGGGCUGUCAUACGCCGUUCUGAACAGUGUAUACGAUAGCUAUGGUGACAGUCGCCGAAUGCGGCCACUCAAGACCAUUGUCGAUCAGUCCAAUAUAUGCCUUAACCGUUGCCGUCCUAGAUCCUGGUGGGCGCUGUCCUUAAUCUCCCUAGCGCUCGUCUAG